Messenger RNA from Eucalyptus grandis, 1066 nucleotides. Its product is annotated as serine/arginine repetitive matrix protein 1-like. The transcript is spliced from 4 exons. Lineage: Eukaryota; Viridiplantae; Streptophyta; Magnoliopsida; Myrtales; Myrtaceae. Bases 1 to 603 code for a protein of 200 amino acids. The record is from RefSeq and is a predicted model, not a curated record.
AUGUACCCGACCUCACUGCAUCGGUCCGGCACGAAGCUCCUCGGCACGGCGGAGUUCACAAAGCUGCACGACCUCCGCGACUCCUCCAUGAAGGGCGUCGACGCCAGGAAACUCGCCAGCGUCCCGCUGCUCUUAAACCUGCGUCAUUCUCCUAGUCCUCUCCCGUUCUCUGCCUCUGCCCCGUUCCCGACGCCGGACGCCCUCGCCGCCGCCGCUGGACGCCCCUCGUCCCGCCGCCGGACGCCGCUCGCCCCCCGCUCGCCCCGCCCUUGCCUCCCUGGACGCCAUCACCCCCACUCUCUCCGCCGCUCAGCCGCUGGACGCCGCUCGCCCUCAACGCCGCCGCUGGACGCCGCUCACCGCUCGCCCAGUCGCCCCCGACGCCGCUCGCCUCUCGCCCAGUCACCCCCGACGCCGCUCGCCGCUCGCCGCUCGCCCUUCGUGCCGCUUGCUUACCUUGCUGAGAUGGAGGUAAAACAUAGAUGCAACCAAGUCCUGGAACUUGGUUUUCCUCUAGGAGGAAUAGCCCAGCUGUUUGCUCAACAUUGGGAGGGUGAUGUCACUGUUGUUAUGCCUGCAAUGCUCGCUCAGUUCUCCAACUAACUGUUCUGGACUGGGUGAAGCCAUAGCAACUUGCCAAAACUGAAGCAGCAAGUGCAGUUGAGGAGUCAAGGAGGUUAGUGGAGCGAAGAACAGUUUUGGGACUACAUCGUGCUUUGAGACAACGUGACAGAAGCUCCCGCCCCAUCUUCCUCGGAGAAUGGCUCGGCAAAGGGACUCGUUGCCAAGCAAGGGAGUGCCGAAGGUGAGGCAGAGGACUGAGAUGGGAGAAGCGAUGGCCUGGAGAUGGGAGAGGAGCCAAAGAGCAGUGAGAGAGGCGGUUGUUGCUCCAAAGGAAUUGCCUGUGAGGAUGAUCACCUUAACUUCCGCGAGAAACUCCUGAAUCUGCACGCAAAAGGCAGCUCAAUGCUUGAAGUGUUUUGCCUUUUUUACUCUCAGAAUGAAAGCAAGAAUUGAAGAAAAAUUAAUACAUGCAUGACCCAAGGCAACUUUUUAUUAGUUCAAA